Messenger RNA from Rotaria sp. Silwood1, 216 nucleotides. NCBI's taxonomy places the organism in Eukaryota, Metazoa, Rotifera, Eurotatoria, Philodinida, Philodinidae. The record is from the annotation of a GenBank genome assembly.
AUGUGCUAUCCAUUAGCACUCACCGUCUCUGAGGUGUGUCCACCGCUAAAUUCAAGUGUAACAACAUCAACGGUUACUAUACCUGCAGCAAUAACAACACGACCAACAACAACACAACCAACAAUGACAACAACACAACCAACAUUGACAACAACACGACCAACAACACAACUAAUAACAACAACGCGCUCAACAACAACAACAACCCGUGAGUAG